Messenger RNA from Fusarium tjaetaba, 1170 nucleotides. RefSeq lists its product as uncharacterized. The transcript has a single exon. The record is from RefSeq and is a predicted model, not a curated record. NCBI's taxonomy places the organism in Eukaryota, Fungi, Ascomycota, Sordariomycetes, Hypocreales, Nectriaceae. The coding region runs from base 1 to 1170 and encodes 389 amino acids.
AUGAACUCCACAUCGACUUUGUGUAGUCUCCCUACUGAGAUACUUCUCAUGGUUAUGGAGUGUUUGGAGUGCCCUAUCAGUAUAAGGGCGCUCGCAUACUCCCAUCCCAGAGCCUUCCAUCUAUUCCAGAAGCAUCGCCAAAAUCUCUUGGGCCCAGCCCUGAGUGUUCUCAACGACAUGUAUCCAAUUGACGAGCUAUUGGAAGACGCCGUUCUCGCUUGUCGGCUCCGGCUUACUAUGCGCAACGUCGUCCUCUUAAGUCCUCCAGAAGCGAUGCAAAAGGUCUCUGAGGCAGAAAUGCAUGGUAUCUCAGUACCUAGGGACUGGUACAGCCUCACUCUACUCUGUGAACUCAGCAGCCUGAACAAGGAGAGGGACCAGUUUAUCUCAAGUUACACCGCGCAUGCCUGGGAGAAGAUACAGACAGACUGCAGGAGGGAACUCGCACGCCACAUUGGUCGCCGCAUUAAUCGUCCGAAUAUUAUGCCUUAUCAAAGUGUAAACCUUUCUGAUAAUGAGCUGGAGCGGCUACAAGAGGCUUUUUUGGACUUCGAAAUCACGCGCCACUGUCUCGCUUACAACAAGCUUAUAUUGUAUGACACGGACUUAGAGGACGGGAUGCUUUUGCCCAUCUAUGACGAAAUGUCUUAUCUGGUGGGGCACCUCGAGAAUGACAGCAUCAAGCGCUCUCGCCAAUCCAUCUUUUGCUUCAUAUUUCAAUCCUAUGGCAAACUCAUUCGCCAGGUUGAGGAACAACUUGAGCUGGAAAUCUUACGGCAAACAAUACGGCAAACAACAGAACCUCGACUUUCUGAUCUUGUCUCCGUAGAAAGGUUUCGUAACAGGACUCAAUCUGAGGAGCUGCGGUACAUUGCUUUGCUGUGCCUGCAGGGCUAUGUCUGUUUGAGAAUUGCGGAGGAGUACACCGACGGUGUACUGCGAGCAUUUAUUCUCAACAGCUUCAUGUGGUUUUUCAAAGAUGGCAAGAAUCAUAUUCCAGACCCUGAUGGAAGACUGGCGUGUGGCCUUGAACGGUUCACGCCGGAGUAUUAUCCUGACGAUGAUACAGCUCAUGAGGCAUGGAGCCGAGGGCGAUGCUUCUGGGACAGAUCCCGCAUGUGGCAUCUUCAGGUUACCACCAUGUACUAUAUUGACUGCUGUCCACCAUAA